Molecule: messenger RNA, 2166 nt
Organism: Cuculus canorus (common cuckoo)
Lineage: Eukaryota; Metazoa; Chordata; Aves; Cuculiformes; Cuculidae
Gene: THAP5
Product: THAP domain containing 5
Exons: 3
Coding region: 465-1568 (367 amino acids)
Cellular component (GO): nucleus
Source: RefSeq, a predicted model, not a curated record
CGUGAGCUUUCAACGAAAGCUUAAUUGCUGAAACACAAAAUACAGAAAUGCUUUGCAUUUGUGUGUGUUUACUUUUUGAAGAAAAUUUAAAUCCUGCACUGGAUUUCCAAGUUAUCAGAUAAUCCAAAGUAUGAUAUAUAUUAAUAGGUACUCUGUUAAACAAAAAAUAGUAACAAAAGGGUUUGUUACUAGUUCUAUCUUGCAAGACAAAACAGCCCUUCAAAUACUAUUUCUAAAAUAAGUCUUUUUAAAACUAAGUCAGAGUAUUUCAUCUGACUUGAGCAGGACUACUUUCUGAGCAAUGUUGGAGGAACAAGCCUUUCAAAACAUCUUGUCUGUGGGUUUUGAAACCCUUAGCUAAAAGAAAUGAACUUCUGCUGCUGAGCUCUGGAGCAAAUAUCCUCUAGAAAUAAUUGAGAUUUCCACUUCAUGAUAAAGAGAGACUUGAGAAAUGGUUGCGGAAUAUGAAACGAGAUGCAUGGACUCCAAGUAAGCACCAGCUUCUCUGCAGCGAUCAUUUCACCCCUGAUUCCCUUGACGUGCGAUGGGGUAUACGAUACUUGAAACACACUGCUGUACCAACAAUUUUUUCUUCCCCAGAUGAUGAGGAAAAAGACUCUGUUCAGAACACCCCACAAGAGAUAAAGAGACAAGACCUGGAAGAAACAAAUAAAAAUAUGGAGUCAGAGAAGGCAUCUGUACCACUUAGUGCACCUAAGAAAAAUCCUGUAGUUGCAGAAAAUGUAGCUGAAAAAGCAAUAGUUUGCUCAACUGCACUGAGUAAAACUUUACAAAUUCCAGAACUACAACUUCAGAAUGGAGAAGAGUCUCAGGCAAACAGUGUCGUUCUUGGUGAUUCAUCUAGGCAGCAUACACAUGAACCGAAUCCAGUUCUAAUGGCAGCAGCAGUUCCGAGCAUGGAAACCACCAGUAUUCAUACUUCUGUAGAGGAUCCAGUAGGCUGUGCAGCUACAGUCUUGCAAUUUGCAGAGCCUAACUACUUGAAUUCAUCUCUGAAACUGAAAGAUGCUUUAGGUUCAAUUACUGACUAUGCAAUUGAAAAUCCUGACACUCAUGUUGUAGGGUGUUCUGUUGAAGUACAGCCAACAAGUGAAAAUGCAGUUUUACUGAGUACAGUCACACAAACUAUUGAACACUUCAGUGGAAGCGAAGAAUCUGUCAUUGCUAUCAUUGUGCCAGCUGAGAGUCCAGAAGAGUCUAAAAUAGUAAAUAGUUCUUUCCUGCCUAUUAAGCAAGAGUUUCUCGAUGCAGAGGAGACAGAAACAGAUAAACCUGUAUAUAUGAGUGCAUAUGGUGGAAAUGAAGUAUUACAAAUGGAGCAUUCAUACUGUAAACAAGACAUAGACAGAGAUUAUCUUUGGCAAAAAAUUUCAAAGCUCCACUCUAAGAUAACUUUACUUGAAAUGCAGGAGGUAAAAACUUUGGGGAGGCUCAGGUCCUUGGAAGCUCUUAUUGGACAGCUGAAGCAAGAAAACCUGCUUUCUGAAGAAAAGCUUAGAAUUGUAGAAAACUGCUUUACACCACUUGAAGUGACUAUGAUACAGUAAAGGCUUUCAGUGAUUGUGGUUAUGAUGCAGUAAAGGCUUUCAGUGAUUGUUCUAAAAUAUCUUUUUAGCCUCUUUUGACUGUGCUUUUGGACAAAAUAACUUUUGUUUCAGUUAUGCUUUUUUAAACAUGUAAUGCAAAUUCUGUGAAUACCAAUUAUUCUUUAAAAUGUUACAUCAACCACAGCCAAAGCUAGGUUGUAGACUAUUGCCUGUAAAACAUGGCUUGCAAGUAAGCUUUAAUACGAAAUCAAAUCUGUUAAAGUUUUGUUUAAAAGUGUAUUAUUUGAAUCAAUGAAGAGAAGUUGAACUUUUCUAGCUGCAGGCUCCUCUGAAACAUGCAACUCCUGCAUUUGGAGCAGCAGUAGAAUGGACAGAAUAACAAUGUAGGCCGGACAGAUAUAAAACUGUUGUUUAAAAAGAAAGAAAGAAAAGUAUCCCAGUUCUUUUUUAAAUGAGUAAUAAGGUAUGUAAUACACAGUGUGCCAUGAGGCCACAGUUAUGCUUUAAUCUUCUGUUCAUCUAACGUUUGUUCUCAUAGGGGUUUUGUACACUUUGACCUUAUUAAAAUUGUUUCUGCAAUAAAAGGUGUUUCCUUUCA